This is a messenger RNA of Acomys russatus (golden spiny mouse), 2058 nucleotides long. It is a transcript of the gene Slx4ip, whose product is annotated as SLX4 interacting protein. The coding region runs from base 331 to 1572 and encodes 413 amino acids. The record is from RefSeq and is a predicted model, not a curated record. The transcript has 8 exons. NCBI's taxonomy places the organism in Eukaryota, Metazoa, Chordata, Mammalia, Rodentia, Muridae.
UCGUUUGGGCACAUCUUUCGGGCUAUCCAAUUACUUCACCUAGCGUUUCGCCGCCAUUUUAGAUCCUGGCACUGGCUUCGCACCCUUGUGAAGCCAUUAAGGCCAUCUUGUGUUUGGGCGGUGGUUGCAGUCUCAAACGCCGGAAGUGACCCUGGGAAAGGGGAAGUAAGGCAAAGCUUCAAAAGCUUGGCCUGCAGCCUUUUUAGUCUGACUUUAUACAUCAGAGUAGUAGUGCACCAGUGACCCUGGACAGUAACAAAGCAUAUUAAAGCCAGAACCCACCUCCCGCCACCACCAUAGAUUCCCAGCUCAUGUGGAAAUCAGUAAACUAUGGCAUCUAAGAAAUUUACCAUUAAAUGUGGGAAUUUUGCAGUCCUGGUGGAUCUUCAUGUAUUGUCACAAGGUUCAAACAAAGAUUCCAGUUGGUUUUCUGAACAGAAGAAAGAGGAAGUUUGUUUGCUGUUAAAAGAAACCAUUGAUUCCAGAGUUAAGGACUACGUGGGCAUUUAUAAACAGCACAGGCCAUCAAAUGCAGAAUUCACCAGAUCCAGUCCCUUGUCCUUAAAAGGUUAUGGCUUUCAAAUCACAGCCUAUUUUCUCAAGAGAGGGAUACACCUUCGCUGUAUCCAGAGCUCACAGAAUACUGAACUGCGUAUAUUUCCUGAGAGAUUUGUGGUCUGUGUUAGUCAGCUUGCAUUUGGUCCUGAUGCUUGGUCAAGCCAAAAUGAAAAAUCGGUCAAAAGCGCCAUCCAUGGACUGUCUGGUUAUUUUGCUGAGUGUGCUGAGAGUUCGCCUUCUCCUGGUACAAAGCUCAAGAGAACCGCUCUGAAAGAAAUUGUGAGAAGAACUGAAGCAAAAAGCACUGCCGUGAGCAAAUCACAGAGCGGCAGGAACCUUGUGGGAAGAUCUAGUGAGUCAGUCAUUACUGUAGUACCAAGGAGGAGGGACGCCUCAGCCACUCUUCUGUCAGAAUCCGUGGGUCAAGCACAGGGUGACACACAAGCAGCCAAGAGCCACCAGGAGCUUCCUGUUCAAACGCUGGAAAAUGUUUCUCAGACUCAGCCAGAAGACACUAGCAGCCAGCAACAACCUCAUCCUGGGGAGUGGUUAAAGACAGGGCUUCUAAGCAAGAGCCCUGUGUAUAGCUAUGAGUCAGCAGCACCAGGUCCAAAGCAAAGUCCACGAGCAGCCAAGACACAACAGAAACGCAGGAUCUGUGGCUCUGUGGAAGACUCCGACCACAGCAGCAGAGUUUCUCUUGGAAGUGAUGGAUCAGUCCCCAGGGACCUGACGGUGGACAAGAGCACAGCUGUCGGUGUUUUGCCAGUGCUAGAGUUGUCAGAUCCGGGGUUGCUUUUGAAACAAGAUUUGGCAAAAGCCACAGCUAAAGAAGAGCUCCAUGUUUUGGAAAAUCUCUCCUCCAGACAUCUUAUGACAAACAACCUAGGGCAGGCAGAGCAAACCGGCUCAGCUGCAAUUACCGAAAGAUUAGCUACAGUGCAGGGCGGCCCCAGCAAGAAAAGAAAGAAAUUGCAAAGUUACAGCAGAGGAUGUAGUGGCAAGAAAAACUGAGUGUAUAGUUGCUGGGAUUUGAAAGGAGUUUGGGUAAUUACUUCAAAUAAACAGAUAUUUAGGGGCAGGAAAUAAGUCUCAUCUUCGAAGAGCACUUCCUGCUCUUAGGUUCCAAGCAGCCACAAGGUGACUCAUCACCAUCACGGACUCCAGAUCCAGAAGACCCGACACCCUGUUUGACCUCCAUGGGCGCCAGGCAUGUGUAUGGUCAUACACACAAGCAGUCAAAACACGCAUACAUAUAAAUCUUUUUAUAAAACUGUUUGUGUUGGAAUUAGUCUUCCCAGUCACCUCCUGGAGGCAGUUUUUCUAAUAGGCUUGUUGCUUUCUCAUCAUAUUUAUAACUGUCUCCUGAAAAUAUUGUAUUGACAAAGAGCCCUCCACCUGUCAAGGAGCAUACCAUGAAUAUAGGACCCAUGGAGAAAGCAGUAAUGGCGGCCUUCUCACUCCAUCACUAUGAAGACCUCCUGAUGGGGUACAAAAACA